AACAUAUACUUUUGCACACUUGUACAAACUCUGGUGCAUUAAACAAAAAGCGAAUUAAUCAUAUACGCAGGUCAUUAAUACAUUGCAAUAACGUCAACUGUGCGCCUUUACUUAAGCCCACCUCGUAAAUCAAUACAAAAUUAAAGAACAAUAGGCAGCUCCUACCAAUAGAGUGCAGCUCGCAACUCAUUCAGCAAACAAAUCGUAAAAUAUGGUCAAAUUAUUUAUACUGAGCGUUUUCUACAAGGGUGCCACCGAAGCGCGCCUGUUGAAAGCAACAGCAGACCUGGGCUCCUUCUCCUUUUUCCAACGUGGCACUGUCAAUGAGUUCAUGACCUUCGCAUCGAAGACAAUUGUAGAGCGCACACAGCCCGCAUUGCGGCAGUCUGUCAAGCAGGACGCCUACAUGUGCCAUGUAUACGUGCGUGCUGACAAUCUGGCAGGCGUGCUGAUUGCUGAUCAUGAGUAUCCGCAUCGCGUGGCCCACACACUUAUAACAAAGAUCUUAGAUGACUUCUCGGCCAAGGUCUCAGCUGAUCAGUGGGUCAACGGCAGCGAAUCAACAAUUGCAUUUGAUGCGUUGCCCGCAUUUCUGGCCAAGUAUCAGAAUCCCAAGGAGGCUGAUCCGCUGACCAAAAUGCAAACCGAUCUCGACGAGACGAAAAUUAUACUUAAGAACACAAUCGAAACUGUGCUGGAGCGCGGCGAGAAGCUGGAGGAUAUGGUUGCCAAGUCUGAGCAGCUAUCCUUAGCCAGCAAGACUUUCUAUACAACAGCGAAAAAGACCAACUCAUGUUGCAGCUUUGCUUAAACCGGAUUCCGCAUUCCGGACACUUGAGUAACACACAAAAAUCGUAACUGAAACACCACAAGAAACCGUGACGGCGCGUCAAGGGCUUAGAAUUUGUAUGCUUGUUUUAUAAAAAUAAUUAGUUAAUUUUACAAUUAAUAUACAUGUAUGUGUGUAUGUAUUUGUGGCGAAUGUGUUAUAACUGUGACAAACUUUGUCUACGAUAUACAACCAAAUCAUACAUUAAACAUAAAACUAUAUACAAAUUAAUUAUACGUGUAGUAUAUAUACUAUAUAUAAAUAUAUUGAUGUAUGUGUCUUGAUGCUUGUAACUAAGUACAUAACUUAUGCCUAACUAUCACUUUGUACUUCUUUCAGUCUUUCUGUCUGUUCUCCAUGUUGCAAUUCCUUUCAACAUUGAACAAUUUAUUAAGAAGGCACUGAACAAAACUGCCAAAUACUCAAACAGUCCCCAUAUUGUUGCUGAGCUAAAUAAAAGCUAAAAUAUUAUGAACGCAUGUGAUUGAAGUGACUAAUUUGUUUAA
Molecule: messenger RNA, 1335 nt
Organism: Drosophila busckii
Lineage: Eukaryota; Metazoa; Arthropoda; Insecta; Diptera; Drosophilidae
Gene: Ykt6
Product: synaptobrevin homolog YKT6
Exons: 2
Coding region: 212-811 (199 amino acids)
Biological process (GO): endoplasmic reticulum to Golgi vesicle-mediated transport
Cellular component (GO): Golgi apparatus
Molecular function (GO): SNAP receptor activity
Source: RefSeq, a predicted model, not a curated record